AGGCACUAAAAUGGACAACCAAUGGCUGAGUGUCUGCCCGGUAUAUAAACAGGGAGAAAGACCUCCAAAGUUGGGUGACCCCUAUUUUGUCUACGGUGAACAGGAUCUGAUCCCAAGGACUGUUACCUCUGUUUCUUGUCUGCUGUGAAGUGUUAGAAAGCAAUCAUGCCUUUCGGUAACACCCACAACAACUUCAAACUCAACUACAAAGUUGAGGAGGAGUACCCCGAUCUGUCCAAGCACAACAACCAUAUGGCCAAGGUCCUGACCAAGGAGCUGUAUGGCAAGUUGAGGGACAAGCAGACACCCAAUGGCUUCACCCUGGAUGAUGUCAUCCAGACUGGAGUCGACAACCCCGGUCACCCCUUCAUUAUGACUGUUGGCUGCGUUGCUGGUGAUGAGGAGUCCUACGAGGUCUUCAAGGAUCUGCUUGACCCCAUCAUCUCUGACCGUCAUAAUGGAUACAAGGCCACCGACAAGCACAAGACCGACCUGAACUUCGAGAACCUGAAGGGUGGUGACGACCUGGACCCCGCCUACGUUCUGUCCAGCCGUGUCCGUACUGGCCGCAGCAUCAAGGGAUUCACCCUGCCCCCACACAGCAGCCGUGGGGAGCGCAGAGGCAUUGAGAAGCUGUCCGUUGAGGCUCUGACCAGCCUGGAUGGCGAGUUCAAGGGAAAGUACUACCCCCUGAAGUCCAUGACUGAUGCCGAGCAGGAGCAGCUGAUCAAUGAUCACUUCCUGUUUGACAAGCCUGUCUCUCCCCUGCUGACCUGCGCUGGCAUGGCCCGCGACUGGCCCGACGGCAGAGGCAUCUGGCACAACGACAACAAGACCUUCCUGGUCUGGGUCAACGAGGAGGAUCACCUGCGUGUCAUCUCCAUGCAGCAGGGUGGCAACAUGAGGGAGGUCUUCAGACGCUUCUGCGUUGGCCUGCAGAAGAUUGAGGCGAUCUUCAAGAAGCACAACCACGGCUUCAUGUGGAACGAGCAUCUGGGCUACAUCCUGACCUGCCCCUCCAACCUGGGUACCGGCCUGCGUGGUGGCGUCCACGUCAAGCUGCCCAAGCUGAGCACACACGCCAAGUUCGACGAGAUCCUCACCAGGCUGCGUCUGCAGAAGCGUGGCACAGGUGGUGUGGACACCGCCUCCGUGGGUGGUGUGUUCGACAUCUCCAACGCCGACCGUCUGGGCUCCUCCGAGGUGUCCCAGGUCCAGCUGGUGGUUGACGGUGUCAAGCUGAUGGUGGAGAUGGAGAAGAAGCUGGAGAAGGGAGAGGCCAUCGACAGCAUGAUCCCCGCACAGAAGUAAAGAGGGACGACCUCGCGUUUCUCUCGUGACCAUUCGCGUGCAAUCGAAGCCGGCUGACGGGCUUGCAGAGGAAACAGCCGCUCCACCAAGAGACUCUUGACUCUGCUCGCCUAUUUCUUCCUUCCAGCUUUUGGUUUUUCUUUUUUUUUCUCGUUCCUCUGACCCUUUGUCCUUUCUUUUUUUUUUCACGUUCUCCUGUGUUGGUUGGUAACAUCCUGGGAUCAGCCUCCACUGAGCUGGGCAUCGCCUGGCAGACGUGGCACCACCUACUUUUUCUUAGAAAAAGUAAUGAUUAUUGAAGCUGUUCAAUAAAACCCCAUGAAACAACUAAA
Molecule: messenger RNA, 1643 nt
Organism: Perca fluviatilis (European perch)
Lineage: Eukaryota; Metazoa; Chordata; Actinopteri; Perciformes; Percidae
Gene: ckma
Product: creatine kinase, muscle a
Exons: 8
Coding region: 166-1311 (381 amino acids)
Biological process (GO): phosphocreatine biosynthetic process
Molecular function (GO): creatine kinase activity
Source: RefSeq, a predicted model, not a curated record